Aspergillus nomiae NRRL 13137 is the source of this 675-nucleotide messenger RNA. RefSeq lists its product as uncharacterized. The coding region runs from base 1 to 675 and encodes 224 amino acids. Lineage: Eukaryota; Fungi; Ascomycota; Eurotiomycetes; Eurotiales; Aspergillaceae. The record is from RefSeq and is a predicted model, not a curated record. The transcript has a single exon.
AUGCCUUCUAUCAAACCAACUCUCCACCCAUUGCAGACCCCCCGGACUAUGGUCUUUCCAUCCGAGCUCCAGGAAGACUCAGGGUCUUCCAGCCUUUCAGCAGGCAACGGAAGGGGGGAUGAACCACUCUCGACACCUAUCACACCUCCCGCGGCAUACACAGAGUUUCUCAAGAAGUUUCAGCCGAUCUUAUCCCCCAUCACGGGGGAGCCUGACUUUUCCAAGAUUCACACCCUGAGGGAAGGCCGCUCCACCACGUCAAAUUCUCCAACGUCCCAGCCCGCAUCACGCCCAACCAGUGCAGUCAGCGGCACCUUCAGCUUCAAUGGUGAAUCGUCUAGAUCCGCCGCCGCUUCACUGCCACCACCCACCCCGUACACAGCACCUCCAGUGCGAAGAGACCCGAGGAGCCUGCGGGCUUUACGUAUCCCGCCGCCUCCCAGGUAUUCACCGAUUACUGAGGCUCCCAGGAGUGCACACACCCUCUAUUCACCUUACUCUGCGUCUCCGUCGGACUGGAGAAUGCGUUAUUGGGACGGUCCGCACAGCGCCCUUCCCAGCGGCAGAUUCAGCGUGCGGCAUGUCAUUACUCACACCAUCACCUUCAAACGAACACAGCUCGAGGACCCUCCGAAGGGAAAGCGGAGAAAGCGUGAGGACUCUAAUGAGCCUUAG